AUGGAACCCUUCCUCCGCGACUGGGCGAAAAGUGCUGGCGAACGCAACGAACACGUGACACAAAUAUACGUCCUCGACAAACUCUACGCCAUCACCAACAAACACGACCACCUCCUCGACCUCGCCAACGCCCACUUCCAAGCCCAGCAAUACACCCGCGCCCUCUCCCUCGUCACGCGAUCAGAACUCCACCACCGCCUCCCCGCCGCCAAGCACCUCGCCGCCUACUGCUACAUCAAGCAGAACCGACACGACGAUGCGCUGGGCGUACUCGGCGAAAAGAACCCCUCACACCUCUUCACCAGCCUUGACGCGUCACGACGGAAACUGCAAGCCCUAAACAGCAACAGCAGCCUCACGAGUAAAGGCCAUGGCAAAGCAAAAGCCUCCACCAGACUAGAACGGGCGGACCGAAGCGAAGAGCGGGACUUCCAGGACAAGAGCAGCAUCAAAUACGAGGCGGCGAUGUGCUACCUCCGUGGUCUAUGCUACGCCAAGCAGAACGCUUUCGAGCGAGCGAAGGACUGUUACAAGGACGCCGUGAGGAUAGACGUCCAGUGCUUUGAAGCCUUUGACCAAUUGAUGAAGAAUUCGCUCAUGAGCCCUGGAGAGGAGUGGGCAUUUCUGGAGAGUCUGAAUUUCGAGAGCAUCCAGCUCGAAACCGGCGAAGGCGAUGGUGCGCAGGAAGCCGCCGGUUUCGUCCGCAACCUCUACAUCACCCGCCUAUCCAAAUACGGCCGCCUAGAUGACUUCUCCACCGCCCUCGACACCCUCUCAACCCACUACCACCUGGCCGAGAACCCCGACAUCCUCCUCGCAAGAGCAGACAUGCUCUUCGCCUCCUCUCGCUUCGAGCCCGCCUUACAUCUAACCUCCGCCAUCCUCUCCCACGACCCCUACAAUUUCGCCUGCCUCCCGACCCACCUCUCCCUCCUCUACCAACUCCACCACACCACCACCUUAUUCGCCCUCUCCCACGACCUAGCCGAUACUCACCCCAGCGAACCGUGCACCUGGCUCGCAGUAGGGACCUACUACCUCGCCACCUCCCGCAUCCCCGAAGCCCGCUCCUACUUCUCCAAAGCCUCGCUCAUGGAUCCCCAUUUUGGGCCGGCCUGGAUCGGCUUCGCGCACACUUUCGCCGCGGAAGGGGAAGGUGACCAAGCUAUAGCAGCCUACAGCACCGCUGCUCGAUUAUUCCAGGGAACGCAUCUCCCCCAGCUCUUCCUCGGGAUGCAGGAGAUGGCGCUGGAGAACCUGGCGAUUGCGAGGGAGUAUUUGACCGCUGCUUAUGAGCUUUGUAAAACCGACCCGUUACUCAUCAACGAGAUCGGGGUCUGUUCUUACAAAGAAGGGGAUCUGGACUCCGCAAUCCGGUCGUUUGAUCUCGCGCUCAGGCUUGCGGAGGAUUGUGAGGCGCCGCCGCAACAAUAUCGGGAUGUCCGACUCAAUCUCGCGCAUGCAUUGCGGAGAGCAGGCCGGCUCCAAGAGAGUCUGGUGCAGUUUGAUGAGGUGAUUAGAUUGGGUUUGAGGGACUGUGGCGUUUUCGCCUCGAAGGGGCUGGUUCUUUUGGAGUUGGAGCGGGUUUUCGAGGCGACGGUGGCGUUGCAUGAGGGGUUGGCGCUUUCGCCGCAGGAUCCGCUGGCGAGUGAGUUGUUGGGGAAGGCGUUAGGGUUGUUGGAGGGGGAGGGGGUGUUGGGUGGGCAGGAUGAGGAGGCUGUUGAUGCUGGGUUGCUUGGGAAGGUGGAGGGGAUUAGGAGGGUGAGGGCUGCUGGUGGGGAGAGGGGUGGGAGACGGAAGAGAGGUGCGAGGGUGGAGGGGGGAAGGGAUGAGGGGAUGGAGGUUGAUGGGGGGUAG
Recurvomyces mirabilis is the source of this 1857-nucleotide messenger RNA. RefSeq names its product anaphase-promoting complex subunit Cut9 (gene cut9). The transcript has a single exon. The record is from RefSeq and is a predicted model, not a curated record. The coding region runs from base 1 to 1857 and encodes 618 amino acids. Gene Ontology annotation, cellular component: cytoplasm; anaphase-promoting complex. Gene Ontology annotation, biological process: protein ubiquitination; cell division; anaphase-promoting complex-dependent catabolic process. Gene Ontology annotation, molecular function: protein binding. Lineage: Eukaryota; Fungi; Ascomycota; Dothideomycetes; Mycosphaerellales; Teratosphaeriaceae.